Aphidius gifuensis is the source of this 1230-nucleotide messenger RNA. Its product is annotated as cyclin-dependent kinase 20-like. Gene Ontology annotation, molecular function: ATP binding; cyclin-dependent protein serine/threonine kinase activity. Gene Ontology annotation, cellular component: nucleus. The transcript is spliced from 6 exons. Lineage: Eukaryota; Metazoa; Arthropoda; Insecta; Hymenoptera; Braconidae. The record is from RefSeq and is a predicted model, not a curated record. The coding region runs from base 180 to 1181 and encodes 333 amino acids. Gene Ontology annotation, biological process: protein phosphorylation.
UUAAUUUAUAUAUAAUUUUUAUGUUACAAAAUAGAUUAUAAAAAAUCCAUUAACUGAUUAUUCAUUGAAAUUAGUAAAUGUGCACGAAAAUCAGUGUUAUUGAUUAAUCAAUUUAAAAAACAGAUUAACCUCAUUGACCUUUUGUAUAAAAAAAAAAAAAAGAAGAUCAAUUCAAGAUAAUGGAUAACUAUACAAUUACUGGAAGAAUUGGUGAAGGAGCUCAUGGUCUUGUAUUGAAGGCUAUUCAUAAUUCAACUGGUAAUAAUGUUGCUAUUAAAAAAGUAUCAUUAAAACGUAUCGACGAUGGUAUACCAUCAUCAAUCAUACGAGAAAUUAAAACACUACAAGAACUUGAUCAUCCCUAUAUUAUCAAAUUACUUGAUGCAUUUCCAUCGAGUUUUGAUUUUUGCAUGAUAUUUAAUUUUAUGCCAUCUGGAUUGUGGGAAUUGUUGAAGGACAAUGAAAGACCCUUGACAUAUUCACAAAAAAAACGUUAUAUGAUUAUGUUACUUGAGGGUGUUGCCUACAUGCAUAAACAAAAUAUUAUGCACAGAGAUUUAAAACCAGCAAAUUUACUUAUUGAUAGUAAUGGAAUAUUAAAAAUAGCUGAUUUUGGAUUGGCAAGAUUAAUGUUUGAAGAAUAUAAUACACGUCCAUAUUCACAUCAAGUUGCAACAAGAUGGUAUCGUGCACCAGAAUUACUUUAUGGUUCACGUAUUUAUACAUCAUCAAUUGACAUGUGGUCCAUUGGCUGUAUUAUAGCUGAAAUUAUUAAUAAUUCUCCGCUAUUUCCUGGUGAAACGGAUAUUGAACAAUUGGCAAUUGUAUUGAGACAUCUUGGAACACCAACUGUUGAAACUUGGCCUGAUUUAAUAUCACUGCCUGAUUAUAAUAAAAUUACAUUUCCAUAUCAAAAAGGUAUUGAGUGGGAGGAUAUUGUGCCUGAUGCUGGUACAGAUGGUUUGGAGUUUUUAAAAAAUAUACUUCUUUAUGAUUCAUCAAUGCGAUUAACUGCUAAUGAGGCAUUGAAACAUAAAUUUUUUUACACACAACCAUAUCCAUGUUUGAUUCAAAAUUUACCAAAACCUGCUGAUGAUCAUCGCAGUCAAUUACGUCCAAAAGAAGUGGAUCCAACAAUUCGUGCAACUAGUAUUUUUAAAGAUUUACUAAAAUUAACUUGAAAAUUUAUAAUUGAUUUUUCAUUCAGUAUUUUAUUUUCUCAGUAUUUUU